GGAUUUCUGACUUUUUAAGCUCUCUAAUCCUACUUUUCCGUCUUGAUUAAUGUUCAAAUACACAAAAUUGAGAAAAUAAUUUGUUUUCAUUAUUCAGAGUUCUUUUUCGGCAUUUGAAUGGUGAAAAAUCAUAGCUUGAUUUUACUGAAUUUAUACUCCACCGUCAGUGACUGACAGGCGAGUCUCCUCUUUCUCUUCAGAGCAAAGAUUCCUUCAUUCUCUCGUAUUUGCUUGCACUUCAAGCUGCUUCCCACCUAAGAUCCAUUCAUUAUUAGGAAAUGCAUCACGGAGGACUGGCUGAUUUUUUCACUCAUUCUCGUGAAUUCAAGAAAAGUUUCCUUCUGAUCUAUUUCUGAGAUUGCUGAAUUGAAGUGUAUUAGCCAAAGGGAUUCUGAUGUUUUAACUUGAAAGAAGACGUUGUUAUAGGCUUAGGCAUUGAUUAGAUUACUUUAAUCAUCUAAUGUUUAUGAAAUUGCUUGAUUGAAGCAGUUAUUGAUGUGCGUACGGUAAGGUUUCUAAUAUUUUUUCCAUUAGUUGAUUGUAAUGGUUUAUUAUGGAUUGCAUGUUGUGUGAAGAUUCUAGUGAUGGCAUUGUCAUGAUGCACGUCUGUACAGUUUGGGUAGCAGCUGAUGCUUAGGUCUGUGGUGGCAUAACGUCGAGGAUCACAAAGUGGAAACUUGAGAAGAUUAAAGUUAAAGCAGUUUUUCGGCUCCAAUUUCAUGCCGCAGAUGUUCCACAAAGUGGAUGGGAUAAGUUAUUUAUAUCAUUUAUCUCUGCUGAUUCUGGAAAGGCAACAGCAAAGACGACGAAAGCAAGCAUAAGAAAUGGAACAUGUAAAUGGGCAGAUCCUAUUUAUGAAACUACAAGGCUUCUUCAGAACUCCAAAAGUAAACAAUAUGUUGAGAAGCCAUGCAAACUUGUUGUGGCCAUGGGUACGUAACGGGCUAGCAUUCUUGUUGAGGCUAUUAUCAAUCUUGCUGAUUAUGCUGAUGCAUUGAGGCCUUGUGCCAUUGCACUUCCACUUCAAGGAUGCAACUUUGGAACUAUAUUACAUGGAAUUUGAGCAACAGAGAGAACUCAGAGAAAGAGGGUUGGAAGCAGGAGUUGAUGGCCAGCAUGGAGAUAGUGGUACUGGCAAAAUAUCACGUUCUGAAGAAAACUCCAUGAUCAGAUGGAUAAGGAAAAGGGAAUAAUUAGAUUGAGAUCAGAUGAUAAAGAGCUCUCCUCAGUUGAGGAGGAAGCUAUGAGCCUGAAUGAAGAAUAUGCAGACUCGGGUGUUGGAUUUGAUGGUUCAUCCAAUAACUCAGAAAGUUAUAUACUGAAAAGCAUAAGACUUCUAGCGUGCAUGAAAUUGAUAACCUCAAAAGCAUGGUAUCUGAUGAUUUGAAUGGGGUUGCCUGUUGUCAAAGUGUACAUACAGAAAAAGGAGAUCCAUCUGAUCAUCAAACUAUGACCCAAGGUAGUAGUGAUUCGGCUCGCAGGUGGAGUUUGGACUAUUCCAUGGAUAACGAGUUGGCAAUGGCCCGUGAGGAGAAUAAUGGACUUAGCGAAGGCUUGGAAUUGGCUGAAUCGUCUAUUUCGGAACUUAAGAUGGAGGUCAGCUCCUUGCAAAGCCUAGCUGAUGAAUUGGGUACUGAAACCUAAAAGUUCUCCAACCUCAUUGUCGCCGAGAAAUCUUCAGUUGAAGAAUUGACAAAAGAAGUCUCUGUCAUGAAAUCGGAAUGCUUGCGAUUCAAGGAAGAUAUAGAGAGGUAUAAAGAUUUGAAAUUUAGCCCGCAAAUUACCAUUAAGCAAACCAGCGCCAAUCAGGAUAAUCACUUACUCCAGAACGUUCAGGUCGAGUGGUCAAAGAAGAUAUCAGUAGUGGAGGACAUGGUAAGAGAACUUCAAAGCAUAUGUUUGCUUCCAUGAAAGUGAUAGUAGAUUUAUUUAUUCCGAGUUGGAAGCAGUGCUCACUAUUCUUCGGGACAUUAAAUGCAGAAAUGGUGAAGCAGUUCAAAAUGGUGAACAGUAUUUAUCUACCAAUAGGGUUUGUUUGGACUCAUUUCAGCCGGAAAGUAUUCUUCAUCAUUUCAGCGUACCGCCUCCAGUGUCUCAAGUAUCCAACUCUAUAUGUGUUAUUGACCCUAUGAAAGGCCAAAUUUUAGAUCUCGUAAGGGAGUUGGAUGACGCUAAAGUCGAAAGGGAAGGUCUUCUGAGAAAAUUGAAUCAGAUGGAGUGCUAUUACGAAGCUCUUAUUCAGGAGCUGGAGGAAAAUCAGAAGCGAAUGAUAGGAGAGUUGCAGAGUCUCUGGAAUGAUCAUUCUACUUGCCUGUACUAUCUGCCAACAGAACUGAAAUCAAAUCAACGCAUCAAGAUAUGAACAGUCAGGUGUUACGAUUUGCAGACAAGAGAUGCAGUUUGGAUGCCCUUAAUAAGGAGCUUGAAAAACAGGCUGCUGCUUUGGAAGCAGCUCUCAGAAGAGCCCGAUUAAAUUACUCAAUUGCAGUGAAUAAAUUACAGAAGGACCUUGAGCUGCUUUCUUCUCAGGUUGUGUCCAUGUUUGAGACUAAUGAGAAUAUCAUUAAGCAGGCUCUCCCAGAAUCUCGCCCACCAUGUUUGCAAGGAGACCCGAUAAUAGUGCAUAGUCAGGAGAAUUGUGAUGAUACUACACUGUUGCAGUUUCAGAAUCAAAAUUUGGGUUCAAAGAAACAACCAGUAGGUGGAGAUACCCUUUUAGAGGACUUGAAGAGACCCCUCUACUUGCAGGAAGGGCUUUAUCAAAAGGUUGAAGAAGAGCUCGGUGAAAUGCAUUCUGUGAACUUGAACUUGGAAAUAUAUUCAAAAACUUUGCAAGAAACGCUGCUUGAAGCAAAUGCAGAAUCUAACAUGAUAAAUUGAAAAUUUUAUGAACUCGCAGAGGAGUCAAAGCUUUCAAAUGCUGUCAAAGAUCAGUUGAUGGGAAUGUUGCAGAAGGCCAUUGAUGAUAUUCAAACUCUUACAGAGUACAAAUCUAGUUGCAUUGCCCUGUGUAGUGACAUGGCUCUGCGAAAUCAAAUUUUAGAAGAUAAAGUAGUAAGUAUUACCGAGGAAAAUUAUCUUCUUGCACUGAAGCUGACAGACUGUGAAGAGCUUGUAACUGAAUACAAAAGUUACCAAAGAAAAUUUGAGAAAUGUUUGGCAGAGAAUGCAGAGCUAUCACUUCUGUUUGAACAGGAGGCAUCAGAAAAUGUGAAUCUUCAAAAUGAAAUAUCUCUUUUAAAGGAAAAUUUUGAGGAUGCUUAAAGUUGAAUCAGAUGAAUUGGCUUCUAUAAAGGAAAAUCUUCAGGAAAAUAUCAGCUACAUCAAAGAGAAGUGGGCUAUCCUGUUGUCAUCAUACAAUAAACAAUUUUGUGGAUUGGCUUUUUUCAGCAACUCUCAAUGUCUCGAUUUGGAGUUCACAGACUUCAAAGAUUCCACUUGGAGUUAGAAGAAAUCCGGCGUAAUGCAUGUGGCUAUUUACAUCAAUUGCUGGAGGAGAAGAAAAAUCUAAAAAGUGAAAAAGUCACCGCUGAGAUGUCCUUGAGCAUUGUCAGGUCAGAAAUUCUGGCAAUGAAGCAGAAAUUCAAAAGUGAGAUGCAGGAUAUGGAGGCUAAACUAGUUAUAUCAAAUGCCCUUGUGGAUAACCUUCAAGUUCAAUUUGAAUCUAUUGCUGACAAAUUCCAUCUUAUUUCUGAAAUUGAAGAAAGGUCUUCAAGGCAGAACAGAGAACUUUUGGACCAUCUAGCUCUGUUACAAGAUCAGAUGCAGGAACUGACGUCUAAAAUAGUCACAUUGCUCGAGAAAUGUCAGGCUUGGAGACUCUGGCUGAGGAACUCAGGAGUAAUAAAUCGACCAUUGCGGAGCUAAUACAAGAUAAGCAAGACCUUAUGGUGUCCUUGCAGGAUAUAACUAGUGAAUCUAUCAAGCUUGCAUCUGAGAUUAGUUGUCUGAAAGAAAAUUUGAUAAUUUUGUGCAAAGAGAUACAAAUCGAAAAGUGUUUCAAAGAUGAACGAGGGAAAAAUCCGAGAUCUUACGUCUCAGUUGAACAAGAAGCAUGACAAAGUGGUCAAUUUUGAAGAGCUAAAAACUGAACUCACGCACUUCAGGCAAGUGGCAUCAGAUCUUGAAUUGGAAAAAUCAAGACAUUGUAAACUUUUGGGGCAGCAAAAUGGUCUCAUGGAAAAGCUUAAAAAAUGUUUGUCUCGUACAACUGAUCUUGAAAGUCAUUUAUUUGAAAUGCAAGAUUGCUCAAUUGCUGCAGAUGUUAAACUUGCUUAUUUUACAAAACAAUAUGAAACCCUACUUGAGGAACAUGUGCAAAAAUUUGAAGGUGACAUGCAGGAUAUGGCUGCUAAACUAGUAGAGUUCAAUGCCUUUGUGGACAACCUUCAUGUUCAAGUCGAAUCUGUUGAUAAAUUCCACCUCACUUCUGAAAUUGAAGAAAAGUCUGCUCAGCAGAACAGAGAACUUUUGGCUGAUCUUGCUCUUUUACAAAAUCAGAUGUCAGAAUUGACAUCUAAAAAUGGUCACAUAGCCCAAGACAUGUUAGGCUUGGACGCUCUGGCUGAGGAACUCGGGAGGAAUAAUUCAACCAUUACAGAGAUGAUAAAAGAUAAGAAAGACCUCAUGGUGUCCUUAGAGAAUAAAACUGGGGAAUCUAUAAAGCUUGCUUCUUAGAUUAGUUGUCUAAACGAAAAUUUGAGCAAUUUGCAUGAAGAGCUAUGGGUUGAAAAUGGUUUCAAAGAUGAACUAGAUAGGAAAAUCGUAGAUCUUACCGCUCAGUUAAACAAGGAGCAUGACAGAGUGGUCAAUCUUGAACAGCAAAAAACUGAACUUUCUCAAUUCAGGCAAGUAGCAUCAGAUCUUGAAUUGGAGAAAUCAAGACUUUCUCACCAUUUGGUUCAGCAAAAUGAGUUUAUGGAAAGGCUUCGGAAAGGUACUUCUCGUACAAAUGAUCUUGAAAGUCAGUUAUUUGAAAUGCGAGAGUACUCAACUGCUGCAGAUGUUAAACUUGCUUAUAUCACAAAUCAAUAUGUAUCCCUACUUCAGGAACUUCUGCAGCAACUUAAGUCUUCAGAUGGGUGCCUUUUGGAGCUUCUGAAAAAGUAUCAUGAUAUGGAGGCUAUGUUGAAUCAGUACCUUGCAAGUGAAGCUCAUAUGACUGAAGAAAAUGCUAAUUUGUUGACCAGCCUUAAAACCCUAAGAACAGAAUUUGAAGCCUCUGUAGCUCAAAACAAGCUUCUUGCAGAUUCUAACAAUGAUAUCUAGUAUCAACUUGAAGAGUACAAAAGUAAGUUGACUAUGAUGGAAACCAGUUUGUCAAAGGAUAAUUUACAGGCUGUUAUGGUAGAGCAGCUAAAAGGCACUUUGGCCGAGGCUGAAGAGGAUAUCAGUCACUUGACAUUCUUGAAAGAGGAAUUUGAUAUUUUGUCGAUAGUAAUCAAAGGCAAAGUGGAUGAACAGUAUGCUUAUAUGCCUUCGGUCCAAGAUAAUAGAGACGAACUCUUGAUGCUUCGGUCCCGAUGUAAUGAGCUCUCCCACAAGCUUUCUUUACAGGUUAUGAAGACUGAAGAAUUUAAGAAUUUGUCCAUUAAUUUGAAGGAACUCAAAGACAAAGCUGAAGCUGAAUGUUCAUCCCAUGCUCGCGAAAAAAAGAGAACCUGAAGGACCGCCAGUUGUCAUGCAAGAUACCUUGAGAGUUGCAUUCAUCAAAGAGCAGUAUGAGACUAAAAUCCAUGAACUGAAUCAACAGCUUUCUAUAUCAAAAAGCAUGGUGAAGAAAUGCUUUUGAAAUUGCAAGAUUCCAUUGAUGAAAUUGAUAAUGGGGAAGAAGUCGGAAGCUGUGAACUUAAAGAGGAACAAUGAGCUAUCACUCAAACUCUGGGAAAUGGAAAAAAGAAUUGCAGUCUGUACUUGCAGAAAAGCAUGAAGUCAAUACGUAUGAUAUCAUAAAUGCAGAAUUGGAAUGUGCAGCACUGAGCCUUGAAUGUUGCAAGGAAGAAAAAGAAAAGCGUGAAGCUUCUUUCAGAGAAGGGGAGAGGGAAAAAUCUCAACUUUUGGUUGAACUUGCCUCAAUAAAAGAACAAGUGGAGAAAUUCAGAUCUUCCAGCAGUUUUCAAAAGGAGGAAAGUGAUGAGGGGGCUGAACCGGUCAAUGAGUUAUCUAGAAACUCUUUACCAAAUUUGUUGUGCUCAAUGUGCUCAAAAGAAGUGCUAACUACUAAGGAUGCUGCAUCCAAAGGCAUGCAUGGGAUUCCUGAGGUACUUGUUGGAUGUGAAUUCAUGCAGAGCGAUGGAAAGAGUUUAGAUGUCAAUAGCGAUCAUUUGGCAACCCAAAGACUGAAGUCUAGCAUGUGGCAGUUGCAUGAAGAGCUGGAAAAGAUGAAAACCAAAAAUACUCACUUUCUCAAAGAUCGUGAUUUUGACCCUGAUUUUCAAGUUCCACAAGAAGAACUUGAGCAAUUACAAAGGGUAAAUAAUGAGCUCAGAAGCAUGUUUCUUUUGUUCAAUGAAAUCUCAGUUAGUGGAAAUGCAUUAGAAAGAGUACUUGCACUGGAAAUCGAGUUUGUUGAAUCAUUGAAGGCAAAAAACAACUCAAAUAUCCAUUUCCAGAGUUCUUUUUUGAAGCAACAUAACGACGAGAAAGCAGUAUUCAAAAGCUUCCGAGGCAUCAAUGCACUGAUCAAGCAAAUGUUAGAAAUGAAAGGAAGGCAUGCAGCUGUGGAAGCCGAAUUGAGAGAGAUGCAUGAUAGGUACUCUCAACUAAGCCUCCAGUUUGAAGAGGUGGAAGGUGAGAGAGAAAAACUCGCGAUGAUGCUAAAAAAUGUUCGUUUAUGAAGAAAGCUCGUAACCCCAAGUCGAUCCUCGUCUUUAGAUCACCUUUCUUACGAGUGAACUAAGCCCCCGGAUAAAUCUUUAGAAUAUGUUAUAUUUAACUUGUGGUGCUCGGUAGCUCAAUGCAGUUCUCUGUCGUAAAUAAAAAUGAGGUGGCCAUAUAUUUUUACAAGCGUAUAAGGGGCGGCUUAGAUUUUAUGUAAUUUAAAAAGAUCUUUUUUUUCACCUUACAGUCUUUUGAUCCUUUUACCUCAUCAAGUAUUCUCCCUUCUCUUUGUUGUA
Messenger RNA from Olea europaea var. sylvestris, 7115 nucleotides. RefSeq lists its product as uncharacterized. NCBI's taxonomy places the organism in Eukaryota, Viridiplantae, Streptophyta, Magnoliopsida, Lamiales, Oleaceae. The record is from RefSeq and is a predicted model, not a curated record. Bases 5862 to 6836 code for a protein of 324 amino acids. The transcript is spliced from 11 exons.